Uncinocarpus reesii 1704 is the source of this 921-nucleotide messenger RNA. RefSeq lists its product as uncharacterized. The transcript has 4 exons. The coding region runs from base 1 to 921 and encodes 306 amino acids. The record is from RefSeq and is a predicted model, not a curated record. Lineage: Eukaryota; Fungi; Ascomycota; Eurotiomycetes; Onygenales; Onygenaceae.
AUGGAGCCUUCGACAAAAUCGAUUGAAGUCCCCGAACUGUUCAGCAUCAAAGGCCUCGUUGCCGUAAUAUCUGGAGGAGGCUCUGGUAUUGGGCGGAUGAUUACUCGUGCCCUCGCUGUGAACGGUGCGGAGAAAGUCUACAUUCUUGGUCGACGUGGUGCCGUUUUGCAAGAAACAGCGAAGCCCUUUCCUGGCGUGGUAAUCCCUAUCGAGUGCGAUGUUACUUCCAAGGAGUCAUUGCAAGCGGCUGCUGAUAAGGUUACCAAAGAGGUUGGAUAUAUCAACCUCCUCUGGUGCAACUCGGGGACAUCAGGUCCCGAGAGCCCCGAGCUGAGCAGCUCAGUGUCUCUGGACCAAUUUAUCGAGGCAAACUGGAAACACUCUGUUGAAGAUUAUGCGGAGACAUUUAGGGUCAACACUGCGGGGUUCUGGUAUACAGCCAUUGCAUUUCUGAAGCUCCUCCAUCUCGGCAACGAAACGGGCAACAAGGCGCACAGAAGCCAAAUCAUCGGGACCUGCAGUACCUUGGGCUUUGGAAGAUUCGCGGCUACCGGUCGCUUUGCAUACGGCCAAAGUAAAGCCUCCCAGACCCAUAUGAUGAAACAAUUGUCGACGCACCUAGUGCCGUAUGGGAUCCGGGUGAAUAUGGUCGCUCCAGGAUUAUUCCCUACCGACAUGACGGCGUCUAUGACCUCAACCGGCUAUGAUGCAUCGAAGCUAAUUCCAGAGGGCAGAGCUGGCUCAGAUGUGGAUAUGGCGGGUGUUGUCCUCUUCCUGACGAGCAAGGCCGGUGCUUAUCUGAAUGGCAAUUGCAACCUUAUCUCAACCACACUUCUUGACCAAACGGCCACGCAGCAUCUGCGGAUCUUUUCUGCUUUCUUCCUUUCUCCUCAUCCAUCUCUGAACAACCUCGGAAAUUGA